Messenger RNA from Lotus japonicus, 336 nucleotides. RefSeq lists its product as uncharacterized. The record is from RefSeq and is a predicted model, not a curated record. The transcript has a single exon. NCBI's taxonomy places the organism in Eukaryota, Viridiplantae, Streptophyta, Magnoliopsida, Fabales, Fabaceae. Bases 1 to 336 code for a protein of 111 amino acids.
AUGGGGUAUGCAAAUUUCAAGGAACUAAUUGUCAAUGAUGUGAUGAGAUACCACUUCUCAGAUCAUGAAGUUGGGUUCUUGUUCUAUACAUGGUAUUCUAGAAUGCAUGGUUUUGCAGCUCAAAAGUGUAGAGUGUUAAAAGAAGGAGAUGUUAUUCAACAAUCCUUUGUUUGCUUUAGGGAAGGUACAAGGAGAGACUCAUUUGGUAAUGGUCGUAAGCAGAAGCAUUUUCCGCGAAAGAAUACAAGAUGUGGAUGUCCAGACCAUUUUCAAGUCCAUGUUGACAAGGGAAACAAGCGUUGGCAUGUUCGGUCUAUGCUUAAUGUGCACAACUAG